AUGCAGCAACCAGUGAUGGACGGAGGCGCAGCCUACGAACCCUCCAUUAGGAGUUACGAUGAUCUUUUCCCAGCCCUCCCGGAAUCCACCCCGCAACAACUCAACAACGCCACCGCCGGCAAAUGGGGAAGCAUCGACAACAACAAGAUGAGAGUGGGAUCAUCGACAAUAACACAAGUUUUCAGAGUUCCGCACGAAGAACGCAAGCUAGACGUACAAAAAUUCGGCGAAGGAGAAUCGAACCACACUUGCGGCAACAUCAUGAAAGAAACCGGAGCCCACAUCGAAAUUUCCCACGCCAAAGAUCAGUCGCUCACGUUUCUGGUUACGGGAAAGCAAAACGAAGUACUCGAGGCCCGUAGGAAAAUUCUGACGCACUUUCAAACGCAAGCGAACAAGAAGAUAUCGAUUCCCAAAGAGCACCACCGUUGGAUAUUGGGCAAGAAGGGCGAGCGGCUGCGCGACUUGGAGAAGAGCACCGCCACGAAGAUCUCCAUACCGCCCAUGAGCGAAGCCUCGGACAUCAUCGUGAUAACCGGCACGAAGGAGGGCAUCGAAAAGGCCGAACACGAAAUCCGCGUGACGUCCGAUCAGCAAUCGAAGAAGGCUUCGGAGCGUUUGAACAUUCCGAGGCAUUUCCAUCCGUUCAUCACCGGCCCGUUCAACCAGGACCUGAACAGCCUGAUGGCCGAGACCGGCGCCAAGAUCAACGUGCCGCCGCCGUCGGCCAACAAGGACGAGAUAUUCAUCGCCGGCGAAAAGGAGGGCGUCAUGGCGGCCAAGAAUAAAAUCGAGGAAUUGUACCAACGUUUGGACAAGAAAUUGAGAACGGUUUCCGUGGAGGUGCCCAAGGCCCAACACAAGUACGUCAUCGGACCCAAAGGCUCGACUAUUCAGGAAAUUCUCCAAACGACCGGCGUCAGCGUCGAGAUACCCCAAACCGAUUCGCCUUUAGGAACCAUCACGCUUCGAGGUCCCCACGACAAAUUGGGGCCCGCCUUGAACGUCGUCUACGAGAAGGCGAAUUCGGUGCGUUCGAGCGACGUGGACGCCCCCUCGUGGAUACACAAGUACAUCAUCGGCCGCAAAGGGGCCAGCAUCAAGGAGAUCACGCAGAAUCUGACGAAGGUGCACGUCGAGUUCACCGGCAAGGACGACAAGAUCAAGAUCGAAGGGCCGCCGGACGAGGUGGAAAAGGCGCAGGAGCAGCUCGAGAAGAUCGCCAAGGAUCUGCUGGGGAAGAUGACGUUCGUGGAGAUACACGUCGAUCCGAGGUUGUUCAAACAUAUCAUUGGAAAGAGCGGAGCGAACAUUAACAAACUCAAAGAGGAAUUCAACGUGUUGAUUAACAUUGAAGAGAGCGGUUUGGUUAGGAUCGAAGGUAACGUAAAUGACGUUGCGAGUACUAGAGCUGAAUUAGAACAGAGAGUGUUUAAAUUGGAAAACGAAAAAGAAAAGGACGUCAUCAUUGAACAAAGGCAUUACAAGAGCAUUAUCGGUGUGAAAGGUGAAAAGAUCAAGGAUAUCAAAGACAAAUUCAACCAAGUUCAAAUCUUCUUCCCCGGAGCAGGGGAAAGGAACGACAUCGUGAAAGUCAGAGGACCGAAAGAAGACGUUGAUAAAUGCGCCAGAUAUUUAGAAAAACUAGUCAAAGAACUCAACGAAUCUUCGUACUCCGUCGAUUUGCCCAUCUACAAACAAUUCCACAAAAACAUCAUAGGGAAAGGAGGCGCUAACAUUCGCAAAAUUCGCAACGAAACCGGCACGAAAAUCGAUCUGCCCGCCGAAGGCGACGUCAACGAUUCGAUCACCAUCACCGGCAAGCGCGAGAACGUCGAGGAAGCCUGCGAGAAGAUCCGAAGGAUCCAGGACAAUCUGGAGAACAUCGUCACCGAGGAAAUAACGAUAGCCCCUAAAUUCUACAAUUCCCUAAUAGGCGCCAAAGGCAAAUUGAUACGCUCCAUCAUGGACGAUUGCGGCGGCGUCACCAUCAAAUUCCCCACCGCCGAUAGCAAAAGCGAUAAGGUCACCAUCAGAGGACCCAAAGAUGACGUCGACAAGGCUAAGGUGCAACUCCUGGAAUUGGCCAAUGAAAGACAACUAGCCAGUUACAGCGUUGAAGUUCGUGCUAAACACCAACAGCACAAGUUCCUCAUCGGCAAAAACGGCGCCAAUAUCAAGAAGAUCCGAGACUCUACGGGCGCUCGUAUAAUUUUCCCUUCGGAAACUGACGAUGAUAAAGAGAUUAUAACGAUCAUCGGUAAGAAGGAAUCUGUCGAGGAGGCGAAAGCGGCAUUGGAAAGCAAAAUCAAAAAUAUCGACAAUAAAAUCGAAAGCACAAUGCAGGUGGAUCAACGGCAUCAUAAGCAUUUCGUCGCUCGAAGGGGCGAAGUUUUAAACAAAAUAUCCGAGGAAUGCGGCAUCGAUACGAUUUCGUUCCCGCGAUCCGGAAUCGACAGCGAUUGCGUCGUUUUGAAAGGCCCUAAGGAAUGCAUCGAUGCGGCCAAACAGAGAAUCAACGAAAUCAUCGCCGAUUUGGAAUCGAUGGUCACCAUGGAUUGCAUCAUACCACAGAAACACCACAGAACCGUUAUGGGCAAAGGCGGUCACAAAGUCCAGAACAUCACGUCCGACUACGAUGUUCAAAUUAAAUUCCCCGAACGCGACAACCAGGAGGAAUAUUUCAAUUACGAGCAAAUGAACGGAGACGUCAACACCGAACCCGUCAGACAAUGCGAUGUUAUCAAAAUUACAGGAAAGGAAUCGAACUGCCUGCAAGCGAAGCAAGCCCUUUUGGACUUGGUGCCCGUCACCAUAUCAGUCGACGUGCCCUACGACCUUCACCGAUCGAUCAUCGGCCAGAAGGGCCGCGACGUCAAGGAGCUCAUGGACAGAUUCGACGUGCACAUCGUCCUGUCGCCACAAAAAGUCCGAGAAGACGUCAUCAAGAUCACCGGCACGCCGCGCAACGUCGAAGACGCCAAAGAAGCGCUGCUUGACAAGGUCAAAGAACUGGAGGCCGACAAGAAGGAGAGAGAGCUGAAAUCGUACGCGCUGCAGGUGGAAGUGCCGCCGGAGUACCAUCCGAAGAUCAUCGGCAAGAAGGGCGCCGUCAUCACGAAAAUCAGGAAGGAUCACGACGUGCAAAUUACUUUCCCCAAAAUCGGUGAUCCGGAGGAAUCAAUCAUAACGAUAACGGGUUACGAGCAGAACGCCCACGACGCCAAAGCGGACAUCUUGAAGAUCGUGAACGAAUUGAACGAUCUGGCCAAGGAGGAGAUCCAAAUCGAUCGGAACGUCCAUCCGCGCCUGAUCGGCGCCAAAGGACGUAACAUCCGCAAAAUCAUGGAAGACUACAACGUCGACAUCAAAUUCGCGAGGAAAGAGGAUCCCGAUCCGAAUCUGGUGAUCAUCACCGGCCCGGAAGAGAGCGUCUUAGAAGCCAAAGAUUAUUUGCUCAAUUUAGGAGAAGAAUACUUGCAAGACUACGAAGAGCUUCAAACUCGCGACAGACUCCACACGUUGAGUUCGCAUUUCGAGCAGACCGGCGGCCAGCCGGUGAACAAUCGCCACGACGGCGGCCCGAACAACGGAUUCGUGGUGCAAGGUGGCCCGUGGGAACAGCAAAGGGCGGCGGCCGCUCCCAACACGGCCAGCGUCACCGAAUUUCCCUCGAUCAAUUCCAAUCAGGAAGAGUCCUUCCACGCGGCUCCUGCGCCGAUGGCGGGCGCGUGGGGCUCGCGUCGUUAG
Molecule: messenger RNA, 3750 nt
Organism: Phyllotreta striolata
Lineage: Eukaryota; Metazoa; Arthropoda; Insecta; Coleoptera; Chrysomelidae
Source: the annotation of a GenBank genome assembly